Messenger RNA from Linum tenue, 373 nucleotides. NCBI's taxonomy places the organism in Eukaryota, Viridiplantae, Streptophyta, Magnoliopsida, Malpighiales, Linaceae. The record is from the annotation of a GenBank genome assembly.
CCUCGCUUCGACGCCGCGGAACCCAUCCCAUACUCUGCACUGGGGCAGCGUAGCCAAUGGUUCCCUUCGCGCCGCUCGUGCUGCUUCUUCGAGAAAAUGUGUCGUGGUCGCUCGAAACGAGCCUCGCCUGGCCGAAAUCGCUCACGCGGCCGACCAUGUCAGCAUCGAGCAGGACGUUGCUCGGCUUCAAAUCGCAGUGGACGAUCGGGGUCUCGCAGUGGUCGUGGAGGUAGUGCAGUGCCGAUCCCACAUCUACUGCGAUGUCUAGCCUUUGCGCCAGAGUCAGCCUCCUGGUCUCGUGGUGCAGCCAGUCCUCCAGGCUGCCAUUCUCCAUGUACUCGAACACCAGAGCUUUGAAAUCGUUGCCUCCACG